Mytilinidion resinicola is the source of this 7279-nucleotide messenger RNA. RefSeq names its product UCH-domain-containing protein. The transcript has 7 exons. The record is from RefSeq and is a predicted model, not a curated record. Gene Ontology annotation, biological process: protein deubiquitination. The coding region runs from base 1 to 6936 and encodes 2311 amino acids. NCBI's taxonomy places the organism in Eukaryota, Fungi, Ascomycota, Dothideomycetes, Mytilinidiales, Mytilinidiaceae. Gene Ontology annotation, molecular function: cysteine-type deubiquitinase activity.
AUGGAUCCUCAGAGCGCCUCCUUCACCCCUCGAGACGAUAUCUGGCGCAUGCAGAACGAUAUGAUUCGCGUUCAACAAAAUCAAGUAGACCUCUCUGAACGUCUAUCGCGUGUUGAACGACGACAAGACGAAGAUGCUAGAGUCAAGUCGGUUUGGGGGACUUCUUCGCCAUUUCCUUCUGUCCUAAGCGGUACCCCUCAGCAGGGCCCGUUGCACCAUCCUCCUCCAGAGGCGUUCUCCAAUUUCGACGACGAUCGGAGCAACAUUAUUGGAAGCCUUCAACUUGACGCUGAUGACGAGCCGCGACGCAUGGGCGCAUCGUCUCGCGCAGCCAGUGUUCGGUUCGAUGAGACUGCCAACCAGGGCCACUGGGCACAUGCCUCGAGGUCUUCCCUAGAGUUGAUACCCCGUACAGGCAGUGGUAUGGGUGGUCAUCCUAUGACUGAGAGGAGCUACUCGCACAAGUCUGAUGGUCGACAAAGCUCUACUGGUCACUCGGUUUACUCCGCAACCUCUGGGCGUGCAAACAGCCUUGGCCUGGACACUGGAUAUGGUCUUGGUAACUCUGGCAUCUCGCCGUUGGACCCUCCUGGACUUGCGCCAGGGCUAUUUGUUCUCGGAACUGUGCCCGCAAUCAUUCGCUGCUGGCUCGAUACGAACUUUAAACACGAUACUCUCCUCUACGCUGCCGUGUGUAGCGGUUCAUACACCUCGUCACUGGACAGGCGUUUGAUCAACCGUCUGGGAUUCGGCGAGCGGAUAACCGAACACGAGGACGGAACACGAAAGAUUAAACUCGUCGUCUACCUGCCCGAAGCUGUCCCGUCCACAGCAUCAUCUCGGUCAAGUAGCCCUGUACCUCAAGUCCCAUCUCUGAAUGUCACUUUCACUGUUUUUGAAGGUCACGAAAAGGGUGAUGGAAAGCCCAUCCAAAUCUUCUUCGGGAGUGACAUGCUCCGUUACCACAAUGCCGACCUUCUUCUCUCCUCAAACAGGCUCACGCUGUUUGACGAUGAGGGCAGCAAAUUACAGAUUCCCUUGGUACGGCCAGAGGACGAGCGCACUUUCAAGUCACUCUUUGUGUCUAGUGCGACGCCCGACUACCCCAAGCAUGCUAAGGAAGUAGAAGAAGUCAUGGUCUCUACUCAAAUGGAGCCUCCGGCGCUUCUUGAACACCAAGCUUCCAUAAACAAUCAGCACGCCGCUCCAGCGCCUGCAAGAUCAAACGGUGCUGCUAGUAUCGUGGAUUCAGAUGAUGGUGCCUCUACUGGGCGCAGAAGCCUUGACCAACGACCCUUGAUCGGAAUCGUGACCGCACGGACCGAAUCCAAGGAAAGCGAUGACUUCAACUCAGCAGCCGGUAGUGCUCUCCGCUCCAGUACCUCGCCAGCAAUCUGGAGCAACUGGAGACGCGACAGUGAGAAGACCAACUCAAUGGACUGGGCCAACGCGAGCAAGAGUGCGGCCUCCACCUAUCAACGGAAGGAUACCGGUAUUAAGGUGCUGAAACCGAUAAAGCCUGGAGCUCGUACUGCCUCAUCUAGCAACAUCCACUCUCCAUCUCCAGUCACGGGGCAGUCUCGCUUCUUUGACGAGGGGCGUCGGAGGACGAGCACCACGUCCGGCAGCGAUGUUCAUGAUCCACAGCUGAAGAGAUCAGUAUCGGGUGAAAAGGCGCCGUCAGUGUCGAAGGAUAACCAGCCCGCCCUCUCAAAGCCGCGAUCGGCGAACCCUGUGGGUGGUGCAUCGGCUUUUGCGUGGCUCAACAGGCUGAGUCCGUCCACGGCAUGUAACCAGCUGCGCUUUUUCACGACCACAUCAACCUCAGGUACAACUUCACUGCCGGCUCCCCUAUGCGCUACGCCUUCCACACGCCCUCUCGCACCCAGCCAUUCGCUUGCUGUCCCGGCGUCACGCGUUCCCUUUCAUUGCACCGUUCUGCCGCCCUCGGAGCUUCAUAAGCUCCCAGGCUGGCUGCCUCUCUUCACGACGGCUUCCAUAAAGGCACCGGCCAAGAAGCGCAAGAUAGCACCCACCGGACCCCCCGACACCGAGCCGCGUAUCGACCACAAUCUGCCUACCUCACUGAAUGACGUUCCAGGGCUGACCUCGCCACGAUCGUCCCCGCACCCUUCCUCCGCUGCCUUACGGACUUCAGCCUCCCCUCCGCGGUACAUACCACCACACCUGCACGAGGAAGUCCUCGAAGCAUCACAAGACGCUGGAAACCAGCCUCGAGACACCACAGCCACCGGUGCUAGCUCCCCGAGUGACGCUUACUCUCGCAUGACGUUGGAAGGUGGUGAUUCUAGCUCGAACAUGACCCAGGGCCGGCGGGACUCUACUGCAUCUACUCUUUCGCGGAGCACCGAACCCUCCUCCCAGCCAUCUAUUCGACUCCCGCCGCGCUCAUCUUCGCCAGCAAAGAGACCGGCAUCUGACAUGGAGGACGGUGGGAAGGAAGCCAUGGACAUUGACACGCUCACGACCACCGGAUAUGGUGACCAAGGGGCCGUGCAACACAGCCCUCGUGCCGCAAAACCUCCCCCAGUGCCAGCCAGAUCGAACCUUGGUGACCAGAAGAACACGCGGGCGGCCUCUGUCGAAAUGACUGAUGACACUCUCAAUGGUGUAAGCGCCGCGAGCUCGGACACGGCUUCAGUUUCCAACCAUGAAUCAACUGCGACAAGCACUUUGCCCGCUCCACCGAGCAUAGAUGACCAGGUCGCAAAAGUGUAUGAACUUGUUCAGCAACCACUCGUAGAAGGCCAGGAAGGUUACAUAGUUUCCAGUAAAUGGCUUGAACGCGUGAUGGCGCGGGCGGCAGACGCUACGCCUGGCCAAUUCGACAAGUCUGCCACAGAAGGGGAAAUUGGGCCAGUCGAUAACUCGGCACUCGUUGAUGAAAGUUAUUUUGAGGAUGAGCUUACUGAUGAGCGUGGCGAACCGUUUGUGCGCCUGAAACUCGGAGUGGACAUGGCCAAGGACUUCGAAGUCGUCCCCUCCAAGGCCUGGGACUUGAUUGUGUCCUGGUACACAAUCAAGGACGGCACGCCGACGAUUCGAAGAUAUGCACACAAUACAGCGCCACCGGAGGCGCUGGAGAACUUGCAAUACGAGCUCAACCCCCCUAUCUUCACUAUCCGCAAACUCCGGAAAGAGUGCUCGACCCAAAAGCCUCAAGAGGCCCCAGUCAUAAGCCCAAGGAUUGUUGCAAGUCGUAGCGAAUCCUAUCAAGGCUUCCUUCGUAGUGCCAAGUCAAAAGCCAGCAUAGACAUGAACACCAAAGUGCGAGUCUGGCGAUUACUAGCACCAGCACAGCAAGUCGCUCCAGCAGAGCCUCGGUCAACUCCUUCCGGAAUCCUGACACCUGAGUCUUCCAGGAAUGGGUCGCCAAAUCCUAAUCCAACACGCAUUCCACUGUUAGUGGAUUUCGCGGAAUUUGAAGCCUAUGACGAUGCGCAAUGCGAGAAGAUAUCGGGGAAUGACGAGACCGCCAAUAAAAAUUACAACGGUCACCUCAAUUUACAGACUAUUGGUCUUGCCGAGGAUCAGGUCCUCAUCUUAGAGGAGCAGAUUGGAGGUCCUGCUGGUGGAGAGUUUCCUUCUGACAGCACUAAGAAGCCCACAAUCAAGAAUGGUAUCCUGGGCAAGAGCAACGCUGGGAGAUCACGCAACAAAGGUGCCGACAGUGGUAGAGGAAGUCCUGCUCCUGGUGGGCCUAUUACAAGAGGGAGAACACGUAGAGACGGCCGGACAAGAGGCUCCGUCGGUUUAACUAACCUUGGAAAUACCUGCUACAUGAACUCAGCACUACAGUGCAUCCGAAGCGUGGAAGAGUUAACCUUGUACUUCCUUGAGCAAAAGUACAAGGACGACCUGAACCCGGGCAAUCCCCUAGGCCAUGGCGGAGCGAUAGCAAAGAAUUAUGCCGGUUUACUUGCGGCUGUUUACGAUGACACUGGUCUCUCGACGUUCACCCCGAAGAAUUUCAAGUAUGCUGUGGGGAGGGCUCAGCCGCUGUUCUCUGGCUACGGGCAGCAGGACUCUCAAGAAUUCCUCAGUUUCUUGGUCGAUGGCCUUCAUGAAGAUCUAAACAGAAUCUUAAAAAAGCCAUACGUAGAGAACCCCGAGUCCGAUGACGCGACCGUCAAUGACCCCGCGGCUAUUCGUGCCCUCGGCGAGAAAUUUAGGGAAAUACACCACGCCCGCAAUGAUUCUGUUGCCAUGGACCUCUUCAACGGCUUCUACAAGAACACCAUGGUGUGCCCUGACUGCUCUAAAGUCAGCAUCACAUUCGAUCCGUUCUCUCUACUUACCCUUCAACUGCCCAUCGAAAACACCUGGCAACAUACUAUUACUUUAGCCCCUCUGCACGGUCAGCCAGUCCAAAUCGAUGUCGACCUGGAUAAGAAUGGAACCAUCCGGACGCUCAAAGAAUUUGUGGCGAGGCGUAUUCCUGGUCUCAAAUGGAAUCGUCUCAUGUGCGCAGAGAUUUACAGUCACAAGUUCUACCGCACGUUCGAGGACAGUAAAACCAUAGCAGAAUCCAACAUUCAGAGUCGUGACGAUAUCGUCAUGUACGAGCUAGACGCCGCGCCCACGAAUUUUCCUCCGCCGCCAAAGAAGAAGAGCAAAGGAUAUCGAUCAAUGGUGUCUUGGAAUAACUUUUCUGAUGACGAAAUCCCGGAUUCUGAUUCACCCCUCGCGGACCGCAUGAUUGUGCCAGUAUUCCACCGCGUGCAGAAUAACAACACGUACUCGAACUCCAUGAGUCUCAAACUAUGGCCAUCGUAUAUCUUGAUCACCCGGGAAGAAGGGAGAGAUUACGACUCCAUUCUCCGAAAGAUCAUUGCUAAAGUUGCGACCAUGACUACUCGCCCUAUUCUAACAGAGCUUGGGGGUAGCUAUGGCCCCUUUGAUGAGUCGCGAAAUGCAUCAGACACUGUUAUUACCACAGAAGACGAUGCCUCGUCAAAUGUGGACCCGAGGGUACAAGAUGGAUCCAUCGAAGGAGAGGGAGACAUGGUCGGCAUUACUGUCGACGAGCCCGUUGAAACCCCGGUCGACCAAGCCAUGGAAGAGAGCGCUACUAUAGAAGCUUCACGUCAACUUCCAGACGUUCUUCAGCCUGGAAGCUUUAUCCCGCCAGACUUCCGUAACCUGUUCCGGAUGAAGUAUGCCAAUGCAAGCAAGGAACUUCUCCCUACUGGUUGGCACGCUGUCGAACCACAGAAGAACUAUGCGACUAUUGAGUCACGAGUCCGCAUCCCGAAAAGCCGGAGGUCGUCGAUGGAUUCGACUGAAGAUGUGCAGCCUUCAUCUUCGGGCGAAGAGGCGGAUGACACCAUCCAGUUCUCUGCCACUGCACAAGAUUCCUUUGAUCAUGCAGACCAGAGCAGUGAUGAGGAGCUACCAUCCGUGGAAACCUUCACACGAUCUGAUCGGCGCAACAAUUACAAAAAGUCCAAGCGUGGUACGAAGAAGAACAAGUUCACCACGUACUCCAAGAAGGGCAAGGGUCGCUUCAUUGAUCAGCCUAUCUAUCAGAACUCGGAGCCUGAAGCAGAUGAAGACCCUGCUCUGAUUCGCCUUGGCGAGGCUAUCGUACUGGACUGGCUCCCCGCAACUUUCAAUGCUCUAUUCGAGGGAACUAACGAAGAGGAACUACGUGGACAGGACACAUGGAAAGUAAUGGGGACCCUUGACGACCCUGAAUUGAAACAGACAAAGGCCCAGCGAGCAGCACGCAGAAAGAACGGCGUCACUCUACAAGAGUGCUUCGCGGAAACCUCGAAAGGUGAGAUUCUGUCUGAAGAAAAUGCCUGGUACUGCAGUCGUUGCAAGGAGCUACGGCGUGCAAGCAAGACGUUGGAGAUUUGGACUCUUCCCGACAUCCUUGUCGUGCAUCUCAAACGCUUCAGUGCCAAUCGUGGCUUCCGUGACAAGAUAGACGUCCUUGUCGACUUUCCUAUCGAAGGGUUAGACCUCAGCAAGCGCGUCGGUUUGCCAGAAGACAAAGAGACUGUCUACGAUCUCUUUGCCGUCGACAAUCACUAUGGUGGUCUCGGGGGCGGUCAUUACACUGCGUUUGCCCAGAACUUCUAUGAUAAGGAGUGGUACGAAUACAAUGACUCUUCUGUCAGCCGACGUAAAGAUCCAGCCAGUGUCGUAACUCCUGCGGCAUAUCUCCUAUUCUACCGUCGUCGCUCGGCUUCCCCUUUAGGCCCUCCCUAUUUGCAAAAGGUAGUCGAGGCAGCCUACGCUCCAAACUCUGAGGAAGCCCCCGAAGAUGGCUCCCAGGCGAACUCGCGCCAAGGUUCCCGAUCACCGGCGGGAAACGGCUUGCGCCUCGACGGCUUGUCCCGCAAUGGGUCGUCGAGCGCUGGAAUAGGAGCCGGAGCGGGUCUCCUGCUGCGCGGCGGUGGUUUGGCCUCGGCAGCAGGGAAGGAAGCCGGGAACCAUCGCGGGACCGAGAUUCAGGAGGAGGAUGAAAACACGGACGUGGACCUCGACGAGCCGCUCCCGGGUUAUAACGACUCGGGCUACGAGGACGAGGACAACACACUCGUUGGCCUCGGCGGCUACAGCACCGAGCUGUGGAACUUUGCUGGCGUGCCUAUUCAGGAUCACGGCAUGGGCGAUGACGAUGACAUGGCGUCGAAUGCGGCUAUGGGCUCGAAUGAAAGCGAUGAUCUGGGUGGCCGUAUGCUGCAGGAUUUUGGGGACGAUAUGAACCAGCACCCGGGCACGCCGCAGAGUGAGAACGAUGAGGUGCCUGACUUGCUGCCGGAGGACCGGGAGAUGAUUCGAGGUCUGCCUAUUCCUAUCCCGACUCUAAAUGUGCAAGGGACGGAUUACGAGGACGACAAGGUGGCAGAUGUCGUCUUGGACGAUGUCAGUCCUAAUUCUACCUCGCAUGCGAAGUCGGACUGAGUGGGUGGUGAUUGAGCUUCGGGUAGCUUUCUUCCCUUGCUCUCACCAUCCGUCCCAUUUUCCUCUUCUUACUUUGUUCUUCUUUCCCUAAAAGUAUUGGUUCUGGUGCGUUCCUGCUACCUGUUGGGGCUGUGGAUAGAGCAAGCGGGGUCUCCACUGUAUUGCUUGUAGAGCUUCGCCUGCACCGCGGCGUCCUUGGGGUGGAGGGGUGUGAUGGACGUGGCAGGCUGAGGAUGGCAUGAAUGAGAUGACUGAUGGGGUUUGGCGGUUGGGUUGGUAGUAAAUAGUGCUUGCAUCGGUAAUGGCGUACAUAGGUUCUGGAGUCAUGAAUGAUAGUUGGUAC